Messenger RNA from Equus quagga, 1902 nucleotides. RefSeq names its product stem-loop binding protein (gene SLBP). Gene Ontology annotation, molecular function: mRNA binding; histone pre-mRNA stem-loop binding. Lineage: Eukaryota; Metazoa; Chordata; Mammalia; Perissodactyla; Equidae. Gene Ontology annotation, cellular component: cytoplasm; histone pre-mRNA 3'end processing complex. The record is from RefSeq and is a predicted model, not a curated record. The transcript has 7 exons. Bases 1 to 1086 code for a protein of 361 amino acids. Gene Ontology annotation, biological process: mRNA 3'-end processing by stem-loop binding and cleavage; mRNA transport.
AUGGGGCCGAGGGCGCGGAGGGCCCGUAGGUGCAGGCGGGGCCGGGGGCGCGGAGGGGCCGUGGGCGCGGGCGGCGUCAGCGCGGGAGGCGGCAGAGCCCAGAAGGGACCGGGGUUCGCGGCGCGGGCGUCUCAGCGCGAACAACUUCCGGCUGAAACUGAAGACAGCGCUCCGCGCGGCCUGACGCUGCUGGCCGCCUCCCCUUCCGGGUUCCCGGUUCCCGCCAGCGCGGAGGCCGCCCCCGCCGGGCCGACCAAUCGGAGGCCGCCCCGGCCUGACCAAUCGGAGACGCGCCGUCUGCCGCCUCCCAACGCCCGCGUCGCGCGCCUCCGAAUCUCCCGCCAAUACCCCUCCCCCCGCGGGGCGCGCAGGUGGCGUCGGCGGGCUCGGAAACUGAAAGUGUGGUUCCAAUGUGCAUUUUUGUUUUAUUGUAGCUUUACCACUCCUGAAGGCCCUAAGCCCCGUUCUAGAUGUUCAGACUGGGCAAGUGCAGUUGAAGAAGAUGAAAUGAGGACCAGAGUUAACAAAGAAAUUGCAAGAUAUAAAAGAAAACUCCUCAUAAAUGACUUCGGGAGAGAGAGAAAAUCAUCAUCGGGAAGUUCUGAUUCAAAGGAGUCUAUGUCUUCAGUGCCAGCCGACUUAGAGACGGAUGAAAGUGUCCUGAUGAGAAGACAGAAACAGAUCAACUAUGGAAAGAAUACCAUUGCUUAUGAUCGCUAUAUCAAAGAAGUCCCAAGACACCUUCGACAGCCUGGCAUUCAUCCCAAGACCCCCAACAAAUUUAAGAAGUAUAGUCGACGAUCUUGGGACCAGCAGAUCAGACUCUGGAAGGUGGCUCUGCAUUUUUGGGAUCCUCCAGCUGAAGAAGGAUGUGAUUUGCAAGAGAUACAUCCUGUCGACCUUGGGGAAAUGGAGACGGAAUCCGUGGACAGCAGCUCCGAGUCCCAGGCGAGCUCUCAGGAUAACUUCGAUGUGUACUCUGGCACACCCACCAAAGUUAGACACGUGGACUGCCAAGUGGGGGACGAGUUUGAUUUGGAAGCUUGUCUAACUGAACCCUUGAAAGACUUCCCAGCUAUGAGCUAACUGGGGCCACCUGGAGGCCACUGAGAACAAGACUUGCCUCCACCUGUCUGGGUGGAGGGCCAGCCAAGCAUGUGUCGUGCAUCGUAACUGGAUGGUUUCUGUUAAUAGUUUGUUAUCUCAUGGUGAAUUGUUAUUCUUGCCUUAUUUUCUUAAGAAACGUUAAUUUUAUGUAUAGUGAGUGUAUUUUGCAUGUUUUAACUUGUAAAUGGAAUUAAAUCCAAGAAAAAUUGAACUUGAAGCAAUCUUGCAACAAACUUAAUUGCUUAAUUCCUACCAUCUUUUAAGCUAACCUGACAAGCAUAUUUUAACUGGUUUUCCACAAGUAUUUUAGAUAUUAAGUUGCCACUUACCAGAUGGCUGGUUUGGAUUUAACCAUAUAUUCAUGGGACCAAACUAGCAGCAGCUUUCUUUGAAGCAUUCUCAGAAUCAGACACCUUUAAUAUUUUCAUGGAAACUUAAUUUUUGGCCUUUCAUCAAUAUGUCAAGGUGGCUUUUUUUUCCUCAUAUAGAGCACUGAAUAGUCAAAGACGUUAAAUUGAGCUGUUAAUGGAUUUUAUGUAAGUUAUACAGUCUUAAUUUGGUACUUGUAAAUAGCACUCAGUAGGCCUUCUACCCAUAAUACUCCAAGAGUUAAGGCAGCAGGAUUUAGAAAGAACUUUUUUUUUUACAAUCGAUUUUCCAUGUAAAAUUGCUGUAAAUGAUAAUGUGUACAGAUUUCUGUUCGAAUAUUCAAUUGUAAACUUCUUGUUAAGACUGUUAUGUUUCUGUUGCUUUUGUAUGGAAUGACAUUGCAAAAAUAAAAAGAAAAGAACCUUC